Messenger RNA from Pyricularia oryzae 70-15, 438 nucleotides. RefSeq lists its product as uncharacterized. Lineage: Eukaryota; Fungi; Ascomycota; Sordariomycetes; Magnaporthales; Pyriculariaceae. The transcript has a single exon. Bases 1 to 438 code for a protein of 145 amino acids. The record is from RefSeq and is a predicted model, not a curated record.
AUGAAAUGCAACAACAUCAUCCUCCCUUUUGCUUUGGUCUUUUUUUCGACCACUGUAACCGCCGGUGGCGGGUGGACUAACAAACAAUUUUACAACGACAAAGGCGAAAGAGAGGGCUCAAUUUCAAUUAGGAAGGGCUCGGAAGGCGAUUUUAACUAUGGCCCCAGUUAUCCUGGAGGGCCCGAUAGGAUGGUACGGGUUCAUGAAAACAACGGCAACAUCCGCGGGAUGCCCCCGGGAUAUUCUCUAGGCCCUGAUCAUCAGGAAGAUAAAAGCGAUCGUCAAUAUUAUAACAGGCACGGAUAUCAUGUUGGUGAUGGACCCGCCGAAUACGGAAAUCACGGAGGCGGGCAAUGGGGCGACGGAUAUUAUGGACCGCCAGGCGAGUUUACACAUGAGCACCGUGAACAGCGAGAAGAGGGCUGCAAUAUUAUGUAA